AUGACUGAUUGGACAACCCCGCUUUGCGGAUGCUUAGAUGACUGCAGUGUCUGCUGCUUAGGAUGGUUCUGCCCAUGUUGCAUUUAUACAGAAGUGAUACUACAUCUUGAAGGCAGAUAUGAUUGCUGCAGAUCGAAGUGCUGCGGAGUUAGCAGCUUUAAUGUCCGCCAGAUUAUUAGGCGCCGUAGAAAUAUGGAAUACGAAUGCUGCAACGAUUGCUGUGCUGUCACUUUCUGCUACUUUUUGGCAAAUUGCCAGCAUCUUCGCGAGCUUAGAAAGGGUAACGGCGUUCCAUAUCCAGGAGAAGGCUACUAUGGCUCUGUUGCAAAAUAA
Trichomonas vaginalis G3 is the source of this 333-nucleotide messenger RNA. RefSeq lists its product as uncharacterized. The record is from RefSeq and is a predicted model, not a curated record. NCBI's taxonomy places the organism in Eukaryota, Parabasalia, Trichomonadida, Trichomonadidae. Bases 1 to 333 code for a protein of 110 amino acids. The transcript has a single exon.